AUGCUCAGAGUGGACGCAAGUGUUCUGCAUGAGAAGAUAUAAGAACAAGUUCAUAUAAAAAGACGUCCUGAUCCUUCCUUCUACUCCACCACCUCCACAAAUCAUCAAAAACUGCUAUACUAUCCAUGUCAUUCCUUUCUCCACUGCUAUAGACUUCUUGGGAACUGAGAGAAGGACACAGAUUGCUUUGCAGAUCCACAGGCACACCCACCACAACCACUGAUGUGAAUGCCAAAUCUGAAUAAGGUGGCCCUGGUCACUGAGAUGAUGUCCUCUCUGAAGGUCUGGGGCCUUCUCUUGACCCUUCUCUGCCUCCGAUGUGGACUGCUUGCACAGAGCAAAGACAUUUCCAGGCGGGAAUUUAUGGAAAAGCACCACCUAAGUCCAAGCCAAGAAUUCAGUGCAUAUAAAUGUGAUUUCCUCAUGAAAGAAAGAGAAGCCUUGAAGCACAAGAUUCCUCACCUGUUCAUUUAUAUCUCAUGGUACAAAGUCGAGCACAUAUGCUACAGUGGCAACAAGAAUGACCACUACAGGAAUGUAUACGUAUGGGCCCAGGUGCCAAUCAAAGUACUCAAGUGUCACUGGGAGGGUUUCACAGAUAGCUACAGAGAGAGCAGGAGUUACAACUAUAUUCAAUUCCACUGUAACAUAAAUGGGUAUGUUGACAGCAUAGAAGACAUGAAGCUCAUAGAGCCCAUCUUCAACUAGCAAGCCUACCCCCUCCCCAGGCUUUGACAGCUAGGUCUCAAGUAGCAGUCCUGCCUCCUGCUAUAUAUAACCAGCCACUCCCCAGUUUGCAUUUCUGUGUCAAUGUUUUCCAAUUAUUUAGAGUUAUGU
This is a messenger RNA of Fukomys damarensis (Damara mole-rat), 837 nucleotides long. Its product is annotated as epididymal secretory protein E3-beta. The transcript is spliced from 2 exons. Bases 229 to 708 code for a protein of 159 amino acids. NCBI's taxonomy places the organism in Eukaryota, Metazoa, Chordata, Mammalia, Rodentia, Bathyergidae. The record is from RefSeq and is a predicted model, not a curated record.